Molecule: messenger RNA, 3476 nt
Organism: Solea solea (common sole)
Lineage: Eukaryota; Metazoa; Chordata; Actinopteri; Pleuronectiformes; Soleidae
Product: interferon-induced GTP-binding protein Mx
Exons: 12
Coding region: 74-1945 (623 amino acids)
Biological process (GO): defense response to virus
Cellular component (GO): microtubule; membrane; nucleus
Molecular function (GO): GTP binding; GTPase activity; microtubule binding
Source: RefSeq, a predicted model, not a curated record
AGUUAAACUCCACACAGGAAGACUGCGACUUCAUUCAAUCCGUGAACUCUUCUCUGUGUUUGACGCAGCCAUCAUGACUAACCUCAAUGAACAAUAUGAGGAGAAGGUUCGUCCCUGCAUUGACCUCAUCGACUCUCUCCGCUCUCUGGGUGUCGAGAAGGACCUGGCGCUGCCUGCCAUCGCCGUCAUAGGAGACCAAAGCUCGGGGAAGAGCUCCGUGCUGGAGGCGCUGUCAGGGGUAGCUCUGCCGAGAGGAAGCGGUAUCGUAACAAGAUGUCCACUUGAACUGAAGAUGAAGAGAAAGAAAGAAGGAGAGGGGUGGCAGGGAAAGAUAAGCUACCAGGACCACGAGGAGGAGAUACAGGCCCCCGCAGAUGUGGAGAAAAAGAUUGAAGAAGCUCAAAUUCAAAUCGCUGGGGUUGGUGUGGGAAUCAGCGAGAACAUGAUCAGUCUGGAGAUUGCCUCUCCUGAUGUUCCAGACCUGACGCUUAUUGACCUGCCUGGCAUCACUAGAGUGGCUGUACAAGGACAGCCAGUGAACAUAGGAGAGCAGAUAAAGAAACUGAUCCACAAGUUCAUCACAAAACAAGAAACUAUCUGCCUGGUGGUUCAUGCAUGCAACGUGGACCUGGCAACCACAGAGGCUUUGCAGAUGGCACAGGAGGAGGAUCCUGAAGGAGAGAGGACUCUGGGUAUCUUGACCAAGCCUGACCUGGUGGACAAAGGCACGGAGCAGAUGGUGAUUGACAUCCUCCAAAAUGAGGUCAUCCACCUGAAGAAGGGCUACAUGAUUGUGAAGUGCAGGGGUCAGCAGGAGAUCAUGGAGAAGGUGUCCCUGGCUGAAGCAAUAGAAAGAGAGAGGGCCUUCUUUGCAGACCAUACACAUUUCGGCUCUCUCUAUGACGACGGCCGAGCCACUGUUCCCAGACUGGCCGAACAACUCACACUUGAACUGGUGCAUCACAUCGAGAAAUCUCUCCCUCGACUGGAAGAGCAGAUAGAGGAAAAACUUGAACAGGCUCAGGCAGAGCUGGUGAGAUAUGGCACUGGACCCCCAUCUGAUGCAGCUGAGAGGCUCUACUUCCUCAUUGACAAAGUGACUGCAUUCACUCAGGACGCCAUCAGUCUGGCUGCAGGAGAGGAACUCAGGUGUGGAGAGAAGCUCAAUAUCUUCUCUGCACUCAGAAGAGAGUUUGACAAGUGGAGCAUCCACCUGUCCCACACAGGACACAAGUUUAACACGAGGAUUGACAGAGAGGUAGCGAUCUAUGAAGACAAAUAUCGCGGACGAGAACUGCCCGGCUUCAUCAACUACAAGACCUUUGAGGUCAUGGUCAAGGAGCAGAUCAAACAGCUGGAGGAGCCAGCUGUCAAGAAACUCAGGGAUAUUGCAGAUGCUAUUAAGAAAUUGUUCCUCCAGCUGGCCCAGUGUAGCUUCACCGGAUUUCCUAACCUCUUAAAAACAGCCAAGGCAAAGAUCGAAAACAUAAAACUAGAAAGAGAGUCCACUGCAGAGUCCAUGCUGAGAACCCAGUUCAAGAUGGAAAUGAUUGUUUACUCCCAGGACAGCACCUACAGCAACAGUUUGAGUGACAGAAAGAAAGAGGAGAGUGAGGAAGAAGAAAAACGGAAAGGUCCCAAGUUUCAUAAAGAAAGGAACUGCAUGGAUAAUCAUGCAACACUCCAGGAGUUGAUGUUACACCUUAAGUCAUAUUACAACAUUGCCAGUCAGCGUCUGGCUGACCAGGUACCGAUGGUUAUUCGUUACCAGAUGUUGCAGGAGUCUGCUGUCCAGCUGCAGAGGCAGAUGAUGCAGAUGAUACAGGAUAAGGAGAAUAUGGAGUUCUUGCUGAAGGAGGAUCUAAACAUAGGCUGCAAGAGGGCCACCCUGCAGAGUCGCAUCAAACGCCUCAUGAAGGCCCGUGCAUACCUGAUGGAGUUCUAAUGUUGGAAACAGCAUUGAUCUGCUGGGUUUACGUUCUUUUCUGAAAUACACAGCACAGCUAUAGUUUUAUAUUUCGUGCAGUAUGAUUGUUUCGUACUUUGUCCUGUGUAGAUUUUUUUAAGUCCUCAGGUUUCCUGAAACGUUUCAACCUUUUCUCUAACCUCUUCCUGCAAAACCAGUUUUCCGUCUGCAUUCACGUAACAUCAGAUUCUUCUGAUAAAACCAAACAAACAACACAUGAAAACAGUUUGAUCGGCAGUAAAAAUAAAAGCAAUGCAUUUCAUUGGGAUAUAGAGAACACAUUGGUCAGGGAUUAUGUCCAAAGGAAGUGUUUAUUAUUUGACACUUUGUUUCAUGAUUGCUUACACACUUAAUAAGAACAUGAAAUAGACCUGCCACUCAAAGGAGCAAAAAAAGCAAAAUCUCACAUGAAGUUACAUCUUGGCUGCUGCCACUGUCCUGCUGCUGAUUGGUUUGUCUCACUCAGUUUUUUCUCCACUUUAGUCAGUUAGGGAGGUCAUUUGUUGUAUUCUGAUUUUCAGUAUUAUCUCCUCAUCAACUCACCAUUUUCAAUGAAGGAACCCACAGAUUGCUUGGCGACUACAAACAAGUGUGUGGCUUCAUUUACACUCCAGGUCUUGAUGCUUUAUUCUGAUAUGUUGCCUAUAUUGCACCGGUUGAAGGAGGGUCAUAUUAUCAUAGAUGCAUGUUUAUUUAUGUCAUUUUUAAGGGUGUGUUGAUAGUGGAGUAUCUGAUCUGUCCAGUCAUGUUGUAAAUACAAAUGCACAUGUCUGAUUUAUUUGCAGAUAUGUGCAUUUUGCUGAUGCUGUCAUGGGUCAUUUCUGAAUUGUGGGAGGAAAAGAUCAGAAUGGGUCACUUGCACUGUGCAGUGUAAAUUCAGCCCAAGUCAAAUAGAUGGUCUUAUCUGUACAAGAUGUGACAUUGCUACUUUCUCACAUCCACAUGUGAUGACACAGGCAUAACUGCAACUUCCAGACAAUCCACAAGAUAGCGCUCUAACAUAAGCAAUAUAUUCAGCAUCAUUUUACAGUUGUUUUCAUUGACUGUUUUUCACAGAUCAGACUUGAACGUCAUAAAAACGGCACUUGUUCAACCUCCACAUUACUCAGUCACUUGUCAUUAUCAACUGCUUAUGUCAUGUUGAUCAAACUGUAUCUAACUGGUUCACUGUAGAAUCUUCAGACCCCCAAUAUGUGUAAAUAUCAGUGUAAAAUAAUUCAGCUUUGCCUGAAAAAACAAAACAAAAGGAUGAAUAUGUCUCUGGAAUGAUGGAGAAUCAGCUCUGAACUCACUCAAACUAAAGUACAACCUGUGAACAUAAUCUCUGCAAAGUUUGACUUUGAUCAAGUGAAGCAGAACAAAAUUAGAGAGAUUUUAGUGCAUAAAUUACAGGCGAGGACUCAUUUGCCCCAUUUUGGAAACAUCUGUGCCAUUUGUAUUUAAACCAUGUAUUAAACUACUUUCUUCACUUUUAUAUAACUGUUAAUGUUCAAUAAAACAAUUGAUGGCA